Messenger RNA from Athene cunicularia (burrowing owl), 970 nucleotides. RefSeq lists its product as uncharacterized. The coding region runs from base 28 to 963 and encodes 311 amino acids. The record is from RefSeq and is a predicted model, not a curated record. The transcript has 2 exons. NCBI's taxonomy places the organism in Eukaryota, Metazoa, Chordata, Aves, Strigiformes, Strigidae.
GCAGAGAGACGCACCCUUCACAUUCCCAUGCCAAUACUGCAGCAGUGGGGGACAAGCUGGAGAGAUGGAGAUUUUACCCUGUGGACAAAGCCCUCUGGACAGCAGACUGCCCUUUCUUCACCCAUUUCAAAGAGCCACCAGCCAAGUGCGAGGACACCACCACCAGCUCAAAUGGGUGGCCUGGAUGGAGAAGGCAGUAGCCCUACUUGCCUAGAAGAGCUUAUCCCUGCUGGGGUCUGUAGCAGUAGAUCUGAGACAAAUACAGCAAUGGCUAAGGUGCUUCCUCCGGAUAAACAUCCUCUGGUGUGCAACACCAAGGCUGAAAGUGUCCCAACUACACAUGCGCCCACCCAAGUCCGCACCGCUCCCAGGAGCAUCCUCUCCCUUGCCCACUGGGCUCUCACUGCAGCUGCUCGUGGUACCCAGUGGCUGCGACACCAGGACCCUCAGCUUCACCCCAGGCAGCACCUGCCUGGGCGGACUCACCCAGCACCCAGAGCUGGAGGCCCAGUGGGACAACCAGAAGAGGAUCCUGCCCCCGGCCUCAGCUUUCUCUGCUCCACUCAAUGCAGUCCCUGGUUGGGAACCGCUGCCUCCUCCUCAAGCACAGCGGGAAAGGAGGGGGCACAGCCUGACCGACACUGCCCACCUCAUCCAGGGAGCAAAGUCACCCUAAAUACCCACCCUGUGCCCUCCACCCCUGUUUCCAGGUCUCUUAUCUCCCCCAUUUGCCAUGCCAGAACAGGAGCACACAGCUCUCCAGAUCGCAGCGACACACCAGACCGAGACCCAGCAAAAGAUGAGACAUGCCAGGCUGGGGGGAAGAUGGAUCCACUGCGGAUCAAAUCAUCCAGCAUGAGAAACACCGCUUGGGGCAGGAGGAGGGGGCCGGGGGGGUCCUAUUCCCAUGGAAAGCACAGGGCUCUUUUUUCGGUUAUACAAGAUGAAACCACAGGGAUAUAAAUGUCAU